ACAAUUUGCCACUCCUGUCUUUAUAGAUGAAGCCUCUUCUGCUGCUUCUAGCUGUAGUGCUCGUCGCCGUUCAUGCGAAGAUGCAAAACAUCACGGUCAAGGGUACCACCAUUUGCAACAAGAAACGAAUGCCUGACGUGCUAGUGGAACUGUGGGAAAGAGACACCUUUGACCCGGAUGAUCUUCUUGAGUCAAAGAUGACAUCCAAUCGAGGAGAGUUUAUUGUAAAAGGAGGCCAAAAUGAGAUUGGCUCUAUCGAGCCCUAUCUCAAAAUUACGCAUACUUGCAAUGCAAAAAAGGGUUGCAAGCGAAUCACUGAGUAUGAAAUUCCGAAAUCGAAAAUCGGCACCGUUUACGACAUGACAUACGUGACGCUAGACAUCAUCUCCGCCAAAGAUAAGGAGAAAUGCUGAAUUUGAAUUCUCCCUUGCGCAAUAUAUCACGUAUAAACAGUCUGGC
Messenger RNA from Cylicocyclus nassatus, 459 nucleotides. NCBI's taxonomy places the organism in Eukaryota, Metazoa, Nematoda, Chromadorea, Rhabditida, Strongylidae. The record is from the annotation of a GenBank genome assembly.